GGUUUGGAGCUCCGGAAGAGCUGAGGGACUCGUGUCGUUGCCUAGGGCCCUCCAAAGCUGAAGGUCAAACAAAUUCACCCUUUCCUGUUUCCGUGGGCGUCCCUCAACUGAGCGAGAGGAAGGUCCAGAACCUGGAACCCAGAGCUUCCUUUCUCUGUGCCCCACAGCAGUUUUGCGCUGUAGCUGUUUUUAUUUCCCCUAUUCGACAGGGGAGGAAAUCUGAGGCUGAGGGAGUGAAGUGACCUGCUGGACGUCAUAAGGCAGAGGACAUGGCGGAACCUGGACUAGAGCCUAAGCCUUCUAACUGCCGGCCUGAACUUGCCUCCUGUCUUGGGGGUGACGGAGUGGGUCACGGUCCCAGGGGCACGGCCACUGCCCAGCUACAAACGCGGCAUCUCCAGCAGGCACCGCCAGAGCUUCCUCUCCACCGACCGCCAAAAAAGAAGACUCUUUGGGGAAAGAGGCGGCCGCGAGACUAGGGGGGGGGGGGGGGGGGGGGGAGCAGGAAUCUAGGCCCCGCCCUCCUCGGGCCUUCCGGCUCCUGCGCUCUGAUUGGCCGGUGUCUGCAGCGAGCGUCGCGAUUGGCUCCCUUGCGGCCGUUGAGAUUUGAACUGCACUUUUGUGGCUUUGCCCGCGCGGCGCCCGGCUCGGAGGCGGGGUUUUGCCUCCGCCUGGCGGGUAUUGGUCGGUCUCUCUACCCACGGGAGUGCCGCGUCGCAGAUUGGUGCGUCUUGUGCCCUCCUUGGUUUUUCCUUCGUUUCAGCCCUACGUCCCGAGUUGGAGGAACGGCUGGCGAAGUGCUCUUGUAAGCCCUGUGAGCCACUGGGGGAAAGAUGUCUCCCCAACUGUAUGAGUUCCAUCUGCCCUUAUCCCCAGAGGAGUUGUUGAAAAGUGGAGGGGUGAAUCAGUAUGUCGUGCAAGAGGUACUGUCCAUCAGACAUCUUCCAUCGCACCUUAAAGCAUUUCAGGCUGCCUUUCGAGCUCAGGGGCCCCUGGCUAUGCUGGAGCAUUUUGAUACCAUCUACAGCAUUCUGCAUCACUUUCGAAGUAUAGACCCUGGCCUCAAGGAAGAUACUCUGGAAUUCCUGAUAAAAGUGGUAUCUCGCCACACCCAGGAACUUCCCGCCAUCUUGGAUGAUGCAACUUUGAGUGGGUCCGAUAGAAGCGCACACCUAAAUGCCCUCAAGAUGAACUGCUAUGCUCUGAUAUGCCUCUUGGAAUCCUUUGAGACCAUGGCCAGCCAGAAAAGCCUCAUGGACCUGGCCCUUGGUGGGAAGGGUAGGAAAGCCCGGGCCAAGGCAACCCAUGGCUUUGACUGGGAAGAAGAGAGGCAACCGAUUCUUCAGCUUUUAACACAGCUGCUCCAGUUGGACAUCCGUCACCUGUGGAGUCACUCAGUAAUCGAAGAGGAGUUUGUCAGUUUGGUUACUGGCUGCUGCUACCGCCUCCUGGAGAACCCCACCAUUAGUCACCAGAAGAACCGCUCCACCCGGGAAGCCAUAACACACCUGCUUGGUGUCGCCUUGACACGUUAUAACCAUAUGCUGAGUGCCACUGUGAAGAUCAUCCAGAUGCUGCAGCACUUUGAACACCUGGCAUCUGUACUGGUGGCGGCUGUGAGUCUGUGGGCAACUGAUUAUGGGAUGAAGAGCAUAGUAGGAGAGAUUGUAAGAGAGAUUGGACAGAAGUGUCCCCAGGAGUUGAGUCGGGACCCUUCAGGGGCCAAGGGCUUUGCCGCCUUCCUGACAGAACUAGCGGAGCGUGUCCCGGCCACCCUGAUGUCCAGUGUGUGCAUUCUACUAGAUCAUCUGGAUGGAGAGAAUUACAUGAUGCGCAAUGCCGUGCUGGCGGCCAUGGCGGAGAUGGUGCUGCAGGUUCUGAAUGGAGAUCAGCUGGAGGCGGCAGCCCGAGACACCCGAGACCAGUUCUUGGACACCUUGCAGGCCCACGGCCACGACGUCAGCUCCUUUGUGCGGAGCCGUGUUUUGCAACUCUUUACCCGAAUCGUCCAGCAGAAGGCUCUGCCCCUGACACGUUUCCAGGCAGUGGUGGCCUUAGCAGUGGGGCGUCUGGCAGACAAGUCGGUGCUGGUUUGUAAAAAUGCCAUCCAGCUCCUUGCCAGUUUUCUUGCCAAUAAUCCCUUUUCCUGCAAGCUUAGUGAUACUGACCUUGCUGGACCGCUGCAGAAGGAAACCCAGAAAUUACAAGAGAUGAGGGCCCAGAGGCGAGCUGCAGCUGCUUCCGCAGUGCUGGACCCAGGGGAGGAGUGGGAAGCCAUGCUGCCAGAGUUGAAGGCUACCCUGCAGCAGCUGCUGAAGCUUCCCCAGGAAGGAGAGGGGAUGCCCGAGGAGGUUGCCGAAACAGAGACAGCGGAAGAGGUGGAAGGACGCAUCCGUCGAUUGCUAGCCAAAGCUAGUUACAAGCAGGCCAUCAUUCUCACUCAAGAAGCCAUAGGCCACUUCCAGGAAUCUGAACCCUUCUGUCAUAUGGAUCCAGAGGAGUCAGAGAAGACUGCGUUCUUGAAUCUCUUAGGAACUAUCUUCAAAGGCCCAGCAGCUCCCACACAGGAGAAGAAUCCCCAGGGGGCUGCGGGGAACUUGGGCCCAGGAGAGACUGGCUGCAAAGACAAGCCCAGUGUGUCAGAGCCUGAGAAAUGCAGGGAAAACGAUGAGCUGGUGAAGCAGGAGAUGCUGGUGCAGUAUCUGCAGGAUGCCUACAGCUUCUCUCUGAAGAUCACAGAGGCCAUUGGCAUCAUAAGCAAGAUGAUGUAUGAACACACAACUACAGUGGUACAGGAGGUGAUUGAAUUCUUUGUGAUGGUAUUCCAAUUUGGGGUACCCCAGGCCCUGUUCGGGGUGCGCCGCAUGCUGCCUCUCAUCUGGUCGAAGGAGCCUGGUGUCCGGGAAGCUGUGCUGAACGCCUACCGCCAACUUUACCUCAAACCUAAGGGGGACUCUGCCAGAGCCAAGGCCCAGACUUUGAUUCACAAUCUCUCUUUGCUGCUAGUGGAUGCCUCAGUUGGGACCAUUCAGUGUCUUGAGGAAAUUCUCUGUGAGUUUGUGCAGAAGGAUGAAUUGAAACCAGCAGUGACCCAAGUGCUGUGGGAGCGGGCAACGAAGAAGGUGCCCUGCUCUGCUCUGGAGCGCUGUUCUUCUGUCAUGCUUCUCGGGAUGAUGGCACGAGGAAAACCAGAAAUUGUAGGAAGCAACUUAGACACACUGGUGAGCAUAGGGCUGGAUGAGAAGCUUCCACAGGACUACAGGUUGGCCCAACAGGUGUGCCGUGCCAUUGCCAACAUCUCUGACAGGAGGAAGCCUUCUCUGGGCAAACGUCACCCUCCCUUCCGGCUGCCUCAGGAACACUGCUUGUUUGAGCGACUACAGGAGACGGUCACGAAAGUGGCAACUUCUCCCUUCUGCUGCGCAGGCGUUGUCUGCCCAGACCCACUCUGGAUCCCAUUCAAGGAGGCGGCAGUGACCCUCAUUUACCAGCUGGCAGAGGGCCCCGAGGUGAUCUGUGCCCGGAUGCUGCAGGGCUGUGCAAAGCAGGCCCUGGAGAAGCUGGGAGAGAAAAGCACCCCCCAGGAGGCCACGAAGGACACGCCUGUGCUCCCCACUUUCCUGUUGAUGAACCUGCUGUCCCUGGCCGGGGAUGUGGCUCUGCAGCAGCUGGUGCAUCUGGAGCAGGCAGUGAGUGGAGAGCUCUGUCGGCGCCGAGUUCUUCGGGAAGAACAGGAGCAUAAGACGAAAGAGCCAAAGGAGAAGAAUCCAAGCUCUGAGGCCACCAUGGAGGAGGAGAUGGGGCUGGUUGGGGCUACAGCUGAUGACACCGAGGCAGAACUCAUCCGCGGCAUCUGUGAGCUGGAGCUGCUAGAUGGCAAACAGACACUGGCUGCCUUUGUUCCACUUCUGCUUAAAGUCUGCAACAACCCUGGUCUCUAUAGCAACCCAGAGCUCUCUGCAGCUGCUUCACUUGCCCUCGGCAAGUUCUGCAUGAUCAGUGCCACUUUCUGUGACUCCCAGCUUCGUCUUCUGUUCACCAUGCUAGAAAAGUCUUCGCUCCCCAUCGUUCGAUCUAACCUCAUGAUUGCUACUGGGGAUCUGGCCAUCCGCUUCCCCAACCUGGUGGACCCCUGGACACCUCAUCUGUAUGCUCGCCUCCGGGACCCCGCUCAGCAAGUGCGGAAAACAGCCGGGCUGGUGAUGACCCACCUGAUCCUGAAGGACAUGGUGAAGGUGAAGGGGCAGGUGAGCGAGAUGGCCGUGCUGCUCAUCGACCCUGCCCCUCAGAUCGCUGCCCUGGCCAAGAACUUCUUCAACGAGCUCUCCCACAAGGGCAAUGCGAUCUAUAACCUCCUUCCAGAUAUCAUCAGCCGCCUGUCAGCCCCUGAGGGAGGAGUGGAGGAGGAGCCUUUCCACACCAUCAUGAAGCAGCUCCUUUGCUACAUCACCAAGGACAAGCAGACCGAGAGCCUGGUGGAGAAGCUGUGUCAGCGGUUCCGCACGGCCCAGACCGAGCGCCAGUACCGGGACCUGGCCUACUGCGUGUCACAGCUGCCCCUCACAGAGCGGGGUCUCCGCAAGAUGCUGGAAAACUUUGACUGCUUUGGAGAUAAACUGUCAGACGAGUCCAUCUUCAGCGCCUUUUUGUCCGCUGUGGGCAAGUUGCGGCGUGGAGCCAAGCCCGAGGGCAAGGCUGUAAUAGAUGAAUUCGAGCAGAAGCUUCGGGCCUGUCACACCAGAGGUUUGGAUGCAAUAGAGGAACUUGAGAUUGGCCAAGCGGGUAGCCAGAGAGCCCCAUCAGCCAGGAAACAGCCUGCUGUCUCUAGACACCGGCGUCUGGCUUCUGCAGCGUCACACAGUGACUUUGUCACACCUGAGCCCCGCCGUACUACCCGAUGGCAUCCAGACACCCAGCGGCAAGUUUCAAGAAAGAAACUCAGAAUCGUCUUCUCAAGUGAUGAGUCCAGCGAGGAAGAACCAUUAGCAGAGAUGACAGAAGAUGAGACACCCAAGAAAACCACCCCCAUCCGCCGCCGAGCAUCUGCUCACAGGCACAGGUCCUAGGGGCAGCCUUGCCUGUUCCCAACCCUGCUGUGCUGGUGUCUUGUGGAGUGACCUUGAAUUCUGUUCCCCUUGUAAAAUACUUGUUUGCCUGUCUCCUUGUUUUUUUAAUGCAUAAAUGGUCUUUGUAACAGAUGGCUUUGCUCUUAAACUAGCCUAACUGAACUGAGUUGAGCUGCUUUCCUUGGAAUAUACAUUUGCCAGUUUCCUAGUUUUCCAAUGAAUAAACAUUUUUAUAUACUUUUA
Molecule: messenger RNA, 5309 nt
Organism: Aethalodelphis obliquidens (Pacific white-sided dolphin)
Lineage: Eukaryota; Metazoa; Chordata; Mammalia; Artiodactyla; Delphinidae
Gene: NCAPD2
Product: non-SMC condensin I complex subunit D2
Exons: 32
Coding region: 834-5066 (1410 amino acids)
Biological process (GO): mitotic chromosome condensation; meiotic chromosome condensation; mitotic cell cycle
Cellular component (GO): condensed chromosome, centromeric region; nucleus; condensin complex
Molecular function (GO): histone binding
Source: RefSeq, a predicted model, not a curated record